UUUGAAAGAAAAUUUUGCUUCUGUAGUAUAAUAACGAUAGCCUUUUUCUGGUAGAGCAUGUGAAAACAUGGAGGUGGCAGAGGAGGUAGGGGAGUAUGAGAACGUGUUGCAGAAAAUAAUGGAUGCUCUGUUAAAGGGAGGAUAUUUCCGGGCGAGAAUUUCUUCCCUUUCUCCUUUCGAUAAAUUAACAGGGGGGUUGGCCUGGUGCAUCAUCGCUUCCAACGCUGACAUUCACAUUCCUUACGAUCUCCUCUUCUACAGUGACGAAGCUACUCUUGGUGAAAAGAUAAUAGUUGGAGAGUCUAUAGAAGCAGCUUUGAAGAAUAUGGAAUGCCCUUACCCUCUUCAAGCACAUCAGAUUCAAGGUCUAGAUUACCAAGCUGUAUAUCCUGUCGUCCAAUGGCUUGUUAAGAGAGUUUUAGCGAUGCGGGAAGCUCUUGGAGAUGAGCUACACAGGUUUUCACAUCUACAGUUUGAAAAGCAUUAUCAGCUACCUACAGAGACUGCUUUCAAACAGGCAUUGGAGGAAAGACUCAAGGGACUUAGUAGCAUAAAAAUAUUACAGCAGCCCAAGCGACUUUAUCGACGAUCAAGAACUGCUACCAUUGAACAAGACCCAGCUGACAGUGUCCACGGCACGCUGCUGGAAUAUGGAAUCGAUAUUAGCAAGUCUGUUUGCCCGGCUGUUCAGGAGGAUACCGUGAUUUCACAUGAUUCAACUUCCCUUGGAAUUCACAAUUCUCCCAAAGAAGAAAAGAGUGCAGGAAGACCUGGUUCUUACUUUUUAAACACUAUAAUAUCAGAUUUGGUAUUUUCUGAAGUAGAUGAUGGCUUCAUGUCCAAAUCAAAAGUUCGCCAGCUAUUUGAUUUAUGUGGAGAAGAGAUUCAAAGUGCAAGCGCAAAUUAUACACUUAGUCAUGAUAAUCAUGUGACUUGGAAGCAAAAGGCUGCUGCUCUUCUAAAGAAGAUUGAGAAGCAGGAAAUAACUAUAGAGAAAUGUGAGGGUGAAUUGAAUAUGGCUAAAAGUUCAUUAGAGACACUUGAUCGGAGCAUCAUGGAACAGGAUCUUAAGUUUGGACAGGUAAAAAUCGAAUUGAAUCAUCUGAAUGAAAAGGUUGAAAUGGGAGGUGCUGCUUCAAUUGUAGAGACACUGCUAUCUCUGUUGCAGAAGUUGAAGUCUCUAGAAAGGGAAGAAUCGGACUUUAACAAUCAGACAAGUGAACAGAUGGAAGUUGAAAUUAUCAAGCUGACAAGCCAAACUUUGAAGCCAGAAAAGAAUGUUGAAUAUGAAGAACUUAAAAGCAUUCUAAAUUCUGACAUAUCAAAGUUGGAGGCUCUGAAGACUGAGCUUGCAAAGAAACACCGAGCAGUAGCAUUGCUUCAGCGCCGGCUUGAUGACAUACCAACUCAGACUGAAUUAGUACAGUUUGAGCAUCGCUUUGUUGAGAUUUAUGAACAUAUUCAGGCAAGACUUAGAGAAACUCGUAGAUACUAUGGAACAUAUAAUGCUUUAGCAGAGGCCAAUGAAUUGACAUUAAAGGAGAUCUCUCUACUUAACUCCAUUAAUUCUCAGUUUGAAGGUGCCAUGAUGUCAGCAUCUGGACAAGCCAAACUUAUUGAAUCUAUGGAUGGAAUUGCAAAAGGGAUACAGCAGAAGUUGGGAAAAAUGCAAGCUACGUUUCAAGCAGAGCAAAGUAAAUGCAACGCAUUGAAAGCAAAAUAUGGAGUAUUAUUAGCUGAACAAAGACAUUAUUCUGCACUAGUUAAAUCUUUCCAGGAUGAAUGUGCCAGAAAUGAGAAGCUACGUAUGGAUUUGAAUGGCUUGAAUGCUCCAUUGCCUUAAGGCUUGCUAGAUUUGUUUCUAAUGGCAACAUGAACACCAGAACAAAGGGCAUUUGCACCUCUAAUUUGAGUCGCAAGUAAAAAGUACAUAGUUAAUUUUUAUUUUCUUCCUUGAAUAUAUAUUUAUCCUAUUUAGAUAUUUGAAAGUCCGAUAUUUAUCUAUUCUUGUCCUGUCUAUUAAUAUUGAAUUUUGGACAACUUCAUUGAGAAUUUU
Molecule: messenger RNA, 2056 nt
Organism: Cryptomeria japonica (Japanese cedar)
Lineage: Eukaryota; Viridiplantae; Streptophyta; Pinopsida; Cupressales; Cupressaceae
Exons: 17
Coding region: 68-1843 (591 amino acids)
Biological process (GO): Golgi to plasma membrane transport
Source: RefSeq, a predicted model, not a curated record